AUGCUUGUAACAAACAGACUUGCAUUAAUUGCAGCAACUGCACUCACACUCUUUUCUCUGAUAGUAUCUUCUCAAACUAUCUCCCUGGAUACCACCUCUGUCGGUAGUGUCGUAUUCGUUGGAGAUGUUGAAGUCGAGAACGGUGCAUACUGGUCUAUUUUGAAUUCUGCUACGGAUAGUUUUUUUGGAGGUCUUAAGGUCGAUGGUGAGUUGUACAUAACUGUAUCAGAUCACCUUCUUUCAUUGCAUGUUAGCACGUUUGCCCUCUUCGACUCUAUUUCAAACACAGGUACAAUUAUUUUUAAUUCUAUUAAUGGAUUAACAGGCCCAGUGUACCAUCUUAUUUCCCUGACUUUCUACAACAGUGGCUCAUUAUUUUUCAGUACUGAAGGUACUGUCGCUGGUUCAAGUUAUCAAAUUUCUGCAGGUGAUUGGAAAAAUGACGUUGGCGGUAAGCUUAUCUUUACACUGGAUACUCAAUGUGAUAGUUUCCUUACUUUAGGUAAUCUCCUUGGAUCGAUUACUAAUGAUGGUCAGAUUUGUUUAGUCGAACAAGUAUUUAAGCAAAUUACUUCAAUCAAGGGAAGUGGAUGCAUAGAUGUUGGGAAGAAUUCAAACCUUUGGGUUGCAAAUUCUAUUCUUCCAAUUGCAGCAGAACAAGUUCUUUAUCUUUCAACAACCUCCUCUGCUAUUAGGGUAGCUACCAUUUCAGCCACUCAAACAUUUACUGUUGCUGGAUUCGGUGGAGGAAAUAUUCUUGGUAUUGACCAACUUAUAACUUCAUAUAGUUAUGACAGUACCGAAGGGGUUCUUAGGGUAUACUACUUUUUCGGACUUCAACACCAAAACUUCAAAAUUGGUCUGGGAUAUAACGUCGAUAACUUUGAAAUUGUGAGUUAUGAUUUCGGUGGAUUACUUGGACUUGUCAUUAAAGGAUCUCUCAAGUAUAAUGGCGAUAUUCCCUCCGACAGUACCUCAUCCAGCUCUUGUUUAGCCUGUGAUUCUGUUCCACUGUACCCAAUUCCAAGUUCCAGUUCAACAGUCUCUUCAUCGGCUACCUCCAGUACUGUCGCAUCAUCUGGAAUCUCCGAUGCUUCUUCCACAGGCUCUGGUUCUGGCUCUUCUACUGGAUCUGGCUCAAAUGCUUCCUCAACAGGCUCUGGUUCCGGCUCUUCCACUGGAUCCGGUUCAGUUGCUUCGUCAACAGGUUCUGAUACAGGAGCAUCUUCAACAGGUUCUGGAACAGGAGCUUCUUCAACGGGCUCUGGCGCAGGAGCAUCUUCAACAGGUUCUGGAACAGGUGCCUCUUCUACUGCUUCCGGAUCUGGCUCAUCCACUGUCUCUGGAUCUAGUUCAGAAACUUUUCCAAGUGGUUCUGUAACUUCAGCAACCCCAUCAUCAUUAUCUAGCAGCACACCAACAGUAGCAAGCUGUGAAUAUGACGGGCCAACGAGCCCAGGUUUUGUUGCCAAGUACUAUUCCUAUGUAUCAGCAGCAAUAAAUUUAAUUCUUGGAGGUAGUUAUAAGUCUGGUUCUUUAAUAAGAACACUUUACAACGUUGUUUCCGUCGAUUUAACAUUAACUGCCAAUUUUACUUUAGAAUUGGAAGGAUACUUCCACCCACCUUCUACUGGAAGCUACACAUUUGAAUUGAGCAGAAUUCCUAUCGGAGCAGCAUUAUACUUUGGAUCUGAUGCAUUUCCAUGCGGGACAGCUUUAUCAAAGAGGGCUGAAGCUGAACGUUUAAUCAUUCUUGGCCCUAACGGUAGUGGUGAAAUCACCAUAGAUGUGGUAGCAGGCAGCUAUUAUCCAAUAAGAAUAGUCUAUGUUGAUACAGUUACAGAUGUGACCUUCGAUUUAACUAUUACAGGACCAGAUGGACAAACCGAAACUGUCGCCGAGGUUAUUGUACAUUUCAAUGGAGGAGAAUCUGCAAGCAGUUCCAGUUCAUCUACCGCUGCAAGUACUUUGUCUUCCUCGACACCCGUUUCAUCAUCAACAAUCUCCACAACUUCAGCUACUCCAAGUUCCAGCUCAGGAUUGGCUACUACUUCUGAAGGUUCCGUAACUGGAUCAACUUCAGGAUCAGUGACCACAUCAGGGGGGUCUGGAUCAGAAACUUCUACUUCUGGCGGUCCAGGAUCAAACCCAAGCUCAACUCUUUUGACUUCAACAACAACUUCUGCAGCAACAACUACAUCAGGAUCGGGAUCUGGUUCAGGCUCUGGCUCAGGUUCAAAUGGAUCAGGUUCAGAAUCUAGUACAGCAACAACUACAGGUUCAGGUUCAGGUUCGAGUGGAUCAGGUUCCAAUGGAUCAGGAUCAGAAACCAAUACAGCAACAACUACAGGUUCAGGGUCAGGUACCAGCGGAUCUGGAUCUGGAACUGGUUCAGGUUCAAACUCUGGUUCUGGUUCAGGUUCAAGUGGAUCAGGAUCUGAAUCCAAUACAGCAACAACUACAAGUUCAGGUUCAGGCAACAGUGGAUCAAGCUCUGGAACUGGUUCUGGCUCAGACUCUGGUUCUGGUUCAGGAUCAGACUCAGGUUCAGGUACCAGUGGAUCAGGCUCAGGCUCAGGCUCUGGUUCAGGCUCAAAUGGAUCAGCAUCAGCAUCCAAUACAGCAACAACCACUUCCACUUCAACGGGAUCAGGGUCUGAUUCCAGCGGAUCUGGUUCAGACUCUGGCUCUGGUGAUACAGGAUCCGAAUUAGAAUCAGCAACAAGUACCAGCCUUUCAGCUUCAAAUGCUACCGGUGGCUCUGAAUCUUCAGACUCUACAUCUGGCUCCCAGUCUGGCUCAAGUUCAUCUUCCACUGAAUCUACAAUCGUAACUUCAUACCCAAACAGCGGUGUUGCAACUAGAGCAAGUGCAUUUGUUCCAAUUUUAUUUUCCUUGGUUGUCCUCUUGCUUUAA
Dujonia railenensis is the source of this 2916-nucleotide messenger RNA. Lineage: Eukaryota; Fungi; Ascomycota; Pichiomycetes; Serinales; Debaryomycetaceae. The record is from the annotation of a GenBank genome assembly.